AUGUUUCCUAUGGUGACUGGGUUCAUGAAUUAUGGUCAACAGACAGUACGAGCUGCAAGAUACAUUGGUCAAAGUUUCAUGAUUACCUUAUCUCACGCAAAUCGUUUACCUGUAACUAUUCAAUAUCCUUAUGAAAAAUCGAUCACAUCAGAGCGUUUCCGUGGGCGAAUCCACUUUGAAUUUGAUAAAUGCAUUGCUUGUGAAGUAUGUGUUCGCGUAUGUCCGAUAGAUCUACCUGUUGUUGAUUGGCGAUUAGAAACAGAUAUUAGAAAGAAACGAUUGCUUAAUUAUAGUAUUGAUUUCGGAAUCUGUAUAUUUUGUGGUAAUUGCGUGGAGUAUUGCCCCACAAACUGUUUAUCAAUGACUGAAGAAUAUGAACUUUCCACCUACGAUCGUCACGAAUUAAAUUAUAAUCAAAUUGCUUUGGGUCGGUUACCAAUGUCUGUAAUUGGAGAUUACACAGUUCGAACAAUUAUGAACUCAACUCCAAUAAAAAUAUCUAUGGAGAAACCCCUUGAUUCAAGAACGAUUACCAAUUAA
This is a messenger RNA of Nymphaea colorata (pocket water lily), 540 nucleotides long. The record is from the annotation of a RefSeq genome assembly. Lineage: Eukaryota; Viridiplantae; Streptophyta; Magnoliopsida; Nymphaeales; Nymphaeaceae.